Molecule: messenger RNA, 7712 nt
Organism: Bursaphelenchus xylophilus (pine wood nematode)
Lineage: Eukaryota; Metazoa; Nematoda; Chromadorea; Rhabditida; Aphelenchoididae
Source: the annotation of a GenBank genome assembly
AUGAUGGUAAGUAAAAGGCGGUCAUAGCAAGGCUGGGGAGCCGAAAUAUCAGCCUGUCGGGAAAAUAACGCGCACAAUGUCGUUGCGUCGAUUGUGUUGCCGAAGUGAAAAGCAAUUUGAUUUUGCCGCGACACAAUUCAUUUUCUCGGCGGCGAUCACAAUUUUCGCUGCGACAGAGCUCUCAUUAUUUUCCCGACAGACUGAUACACCGAUAAAUGUAUACUAUAAACAUUUGGCUGUUAUGCGAAUACGUUGUUGGUGAAUAAACACUGCCGCAUCCCGACUUUUCGGGUCGUUGACAGUUCGGGUCGGCACAAAAUCGAUCGAUACGGGGCACGGCAACCCAGGGAGUCUCCCGCCUCGUUUCGGAACUUCGCCCACCUAGUAUCGGCUGAAUUCAAACGGAAUGUCAAAAAUGAAUUUUUCUUGUGGUUUUCCGACCGAAAAAUAUUUUUCUCGGAAUUAUUUUAUUUCUUUUGUGAAUUUUGACACUUCGUUUGGACGAAAUUCAAAAGUGGGCGGGAGACAUUUGUGUUCGAUUUUGGGUUGCCGUGCGGGGUGUAGGGCAGGUGGAUGCCCAAAAAAAGGUUGAGAGAGUGCUUAGGAGGCCUCACAAAGCCGUCGAAUGGCCGGCGGACGCUCGGCGAAGGCUCAGUGGUGACUUUGGGAGGAUCUACAAUAUAUCCGCUACAAUAAUGUCCCGCUUUUUUAAUUUUAGCUAUUUAAAACGUUAAUUUUCUUUAGCCCGGUUUAUUGAAACGUGUAAAAGAAAUUUGUGGCAAAAAACGAAGAUCCAUAUUUCCAUCAAUUUUGGUCGCGACGCAUAGUGCAUUUUGCCUCAUUGCUCAAAAUCGCGGGCCGCCCCCCUUUGGCCCAAGAGCCAUGUCUACUGCUCAGCGUACAGCUUCUUUAAUCCACUACAAUCCUCUGUAGAGCAAAGUUGUUGUAUUACAAGCCCGAAUGAACAAAGCUCCGCUUCUGCCUCUGGGCUUACGUAUGUGGUUUUUGUUCAUACAUAACUGUGUCUUGUAAGCUACAAAACCACAACGCAUAAGCUGGACACAAGUUUUGUAGAGAGUUGUGGGUGCCACGUUAAGCUAUUGACAUGACACAGCGGUCAAAAAUGCUGCUGAUUGCAGUCGCAUGGCAUUCCGAAAACGAUUGUCAGUCUGUCGGGAAAAUAAUUUAAAUACCAAUAGCGACUAGACUAAGAAUGGCUGCAAACCGGGCCAGCCCGGCCCGGCCCGGCCCGGGCCGCAGGCCCGGGCUUGAAUCUCCAAGCCCGGCCCGGGCCCGGGCUUGGAAAAUUUGGAAAGCCCGGCCCGGUUCGGCCCGGCAAAUUUUAUACUAGGUUGGAAAGAAAGAAAGCGGGAAAUGAAAGGAAAAUUAUGGCAAAUUUUCGCAAAAUGUAAAGAAGAAUUUACCAAAACCUAGGUACAUAAGGUCACUUUACGUUCGCUAUUAGCAGUGUGUUCGAAAAAAUGAAAAAUUCUAUCGAAAAAGCAUAUUUUUUCCUUUUUUCCGGGCAAAACUUAGAUUUCAAAAAAACCGGGCCGGCCCGGGCCGGGCCGGGCCUAAAAAUCGAAGCCCGGAGUCGGGCCGAGAAAUUAGUCGGCCCGGCCCGGGCCGGAAAAUUUUGCAAAGCCCGGCCCGGAGCCAUGAAUAGACUAGACAUGACUGGGGGGCCGGAAGAGGUCGGCCCGGCCCCCUUCAAAUUUUCCCGGCCCGGCCCGGGCCGGGGGGCCGACCGGGGGCCGGACUGUAAACAUAAAUACCGCAUUGAUUACGGGUGUAACACAUUUUUUUGUUAUAACCAUCGACAAUAAAUUUUUAAAACAAACAAUUACCAACCAUUGCCUAAAGCACUUCAAAAAAUCCAAUCGGUUCUUGGCUCUGCGUUUUAUUUUUAUUGGCAACCCUAAUUUUCGCGUUGAGACUGAGAAUUUUAGUCAUUGGGGGCCAAUUGGCGGCCUGGCGGCCCGGCCGGGGGCCUUUAAAACUCGUUCGGCCCGGCCCACUCGCGGCUAGCCAUGUCUAGCCGCGAGAAAUUCCCAGGACUUUUCUUUCCGCGACAAGUAUCAGUCUGCCGGGAAAAUAAUGUAAAUCUGCCGCAGCGAAAUGUCAUGUCUCGUCGCGGUCGCGCACCAAAUCUCCGGCCGCGGCUAGCCGUCGCAAAGCGAUAAUGGGUGAUUCCAAACCGCGACGAAUCCACAAUAUUUUCUUUGGGCCGGGCCGAAGCAACUUCAAAACUGGGCUUUCUUCGUCCACCGUACCAAUAGCGACGGGAAAAAUAACGUUCUGCAAUUUGCCAAUAAUUACGUUACGGUUUGCAAUUUUGCCUUGAUUUCGCGACUGGACACAAAAAACUUUUUUGAUAUUUCGUUCCUCAGGCCGUAGAAAGCGCAGUUCAAGCAUAGCUGUAGCCAUGGAAAUGGUUUGAUACCAAUUUUUGGUCUCAAUGAUCUCUUAUGAAUCUUUCUCCUCAAAAAAAUGUUUUUUUCAAACAAACGGAUCUGUUACAAAUUUAGUAAUGACUUUUGAUCGGUCUCAAAUAAAAUUUUUUUUUCUUUGUUCUCAAAAAAAAUCUCAAUGACAACAUAUAUACCCUUAAAAUACAUUCAAAACUCCACCUCUUCCCACACAGAUUUUGACAUAAGUCAUCUAUGUAUAUGUCUACGUACUACCACUCAAAACAGCUCCGCAAACAAUGUCGGGGUACACGGGCGACGGCUUUGACUUGUGGCCCAUUGUGGGCCGAGUAUUUGAACGUGGCGUUCAGAUCUGCUCUGACUUGUUAUGUCAGAAGCCGGUUGUUCUUUAUAAGGAUACGUUGAAAAUUGUUUAAGCCAGUUCUUUGUGUGCGGUGUGCUGUGAGUACAAGGAUGACGGAGCAUGUGAGUGGGGGUGGGCAAAAAUAAAAAAAAAUGGUUUUUUUGGGGAAAAAAAAACGUUGCACAGAGGUAUUGGCUAUAGUAAAUUUUUGUUAAAAAAGUUAUCAACGGAUGUUAUAGACCUUGUCCCUUUGCUGUCUCUAUUUUUUGAGGCUGACGACAUAAAUAAUUCUUCUUGACAACCAUUCGGCAAUUUUAAAAUUGGGAAAAAAUCCUGUUUUCAUUUUUGUUCAAAAUUCACAAUUUUAUAGUUUAACCAGUAAGGGAUAAUUUUUUUCAGCUUGCCUUCCAAUUCCACAAGAUGAUCCAAUGGUCGGUCCGAGGGAUUCAAGUCGUAUGUUUUUGCGGGAUUCUGUACCUCGGUUUCUAUAGUGUCAUGGAUUUAACAGGGGAUCGGCUGACGAUUCAGGAAGGUGAGAUUUGAAUUUUUUGAUCUGAGAAAGAAGUUUUUUGAUUAUUUUAUUUUUUCAGUUUUUUUAUUUUUUUGAGAUAAUUUUAUUUUUUUAACUUUUUUAUCAAUUUUUGGGAUUUUUUUCUUUUAUUUUUCCCUACUUUUUUAUAUAUUUUUUUUUAUUUUUUGUUUUUUUAAAUUUUUUAGUCUUUAAUUUUUUUUCAAUUUUCAAUUUUUUUCAUUUUUUUGGCUAAUAAUUUAUUCUUAUACAUUUUUUUGAUUUUUCAAACUAUAUUUUUUUUAAAUAUUUUUUUCUAAAAAAAUAUUUUUUUUAAUCUUAGCUCAAAAAGUUCUUAAUUAAUCUUUUCCGUCAUUUUCCUUCACCCAAAAAUAUUUUUUUAUUCUAAAAAAGUAUAUUCUUUAUUUCCAGAGAACACACUGCAAAUUCCCCGUUACAAACCUCAUGAAAGUUUGGUCAACCUAGACUGUCAAAAAUACAUGAAAGAAGAUGCUCCCGUCUAUAUUCCCCGUCGACUGGCUGAUCCGCAGACCCUGUCAAUGAGUUGUGAUGACAUUAAAGCUAGAAGGAAUUUCCUGAACAUCACUUAUCCCGAAGAGGCCGAUUUCCCAUUGGCUUUCGUGCGGGCGCUCUUUAAGGUGAGAAAAUCUCGAAUUUUUCGGGGUUUUUGGCCAAAUUUGUUGUUUCAAAUUGCGAAAAUAUUGCCUGAACAGUUCUCAAAUUAAUUUUUAGAAAUUUUAGCUUUUGCUUUUCAAGCUAAACACAUUUAUUUUGAGAUUUUUUAAACAGUGAUUACUAAUUUUGGCGAAAAAAGUUCAAAAUCGGAUAGCUCAAAGAUCGACUGGUCGAUUUCCUUCAAAUUUGGCCCAAAUGUGCCACAAGGUAUAUGUUAUAAUCCCUCAACAUUUUAGCUCACGAUUCGCAAACCUCGCUGAAAUAUGCAACUUUUUUCGUGGGUGUGAGCUGGGAAAAUUUUCAAAUUUUUUUUAUUAAAAUCUCCUGAAUAAGCUGCUUCCUUCAAUUCGCCCACAACAAUACACGUUUCAUCGAUUCGCGAGAAACAUUUUUGAUUCAUUUGACAUUGAUUUCAAUAUACGUAAAAUCCAAAAAUAUGAUACGAAGAUUCAGCUGGGUAAAUAGCGCAAAAAACAUCAAAAACAGGUCCAAAUUUAAAAUCCGUCCCUGAGAUCAGAGUACCAUAGAAAUACUUCUCCCAAAAGCAAUGUUUUACCAGAAAAAUUCAAAAUGAAAAGUCAAAAAAAAAAAUUUUUUUUGCUGAUUUCUCAUCAUUUUCAAUGUCCGAAAAACAAUUGUUGAAUAUGUUAAUUCAACUAGUUUAGCGUAAGCUAAAAUUUUUAGAAAAUGAUAAGAGACCCAUACAGACUAUUCAAGCAAAAUUUCAAAAAAAUCCGGCCGGUCAAAAAAAUUUUACGCCCAAUUCUUUAGGCCUACCUUCUCUUUGCGGCGGCGCUAAAAGUCGUUGAAUACCCGAACUAAACUUGCGUAGCAUGAGCUAAAAUUUUUAGAAUAUAAUGUAAAGCCUAUGCAGACUCUUGAGCGAGAUUUUCAAAAAAAUCCGACUGGUCGAAAAAGUUUUACAACCACUUUUUUCAGGACUACAAUUUCCUUGAGAUAGUGUUUAAAAUCGUUAAAUAUCUUUGCUAAACUGGCAUGUCAUUGGCCAAAAUUUUAAGAAUAUAAUCUGAGACCUAUACAGACUCUUGUACCAAAUUUUCAAAAAAAUCCGACUGGUCGAAAAAAUUUUACAACCAUUUUUUUAGGAUUACAUUCUUUUGGAAAUGGAGCUGGCCGCUCAUUACAAUCCGAACAACUUUUACUGCUUUGUACUGGACUCCAAGGCGGAUGCUGAUUUCAAGACUCGCGUCAGAGCUCUCUCCACCUGCUUUGAGAAUGUUAUUGUCGCCGAUAAAGAGUUUGAAAUGUCUUCGAGAGGGAGGAAUAUCAACCAGGCCCAAUAUUACUGUAUGGAACAGCUGCUGGAGAAGGAUUGGAAAUACGUUUUGUUGUUGGAGGUGAGGAGAUUUUUGGGAUUUUUCGGGUAUUGCUCGAAUAUUUUGGAGGUUAAAAAACAAAAUUUUUUGAUUUUUUGGAUGUUUCUGCAUAACGCGAUAACUUUUUUUUCAAAAAAAUCAUGGCCUGAAGUGAAAUUUUUGGAUGUUUCUGCAUAACGCGAUAAAUUUUUUUUACAAAAAUCAUGGCCUGAAGUAAAUUUUUUUGGUGUUUCUGCAUAACGCGGAAUAAAAUUUCCAAACCAUUAAUAUUUUUUUUGCUCCUGCAGAACCACGAUAUUCUAAUCAAAACAAAUCAAGAGCUUGUGAGGAUACUGAAAUUAUAUCAAGGAGCAAAUGACGCUGGUGCUUUCCAUCCAGACUCAAUGGCCGAUUUCCGAAGGGCAUUCAUAAAACCCGGGAGGUUCACCUUGGACAAGCUGAAGAUCUUCAAAAACGGUAAGUUUAUGAAAAAGUUUAAGACACACGGUUUCCUGACUCCUUCGAGAUUUUUAAGCAGAAGUUUGGUGAAAAUGUGACGUCAUUUUGCGAAUUUUUUCCAUGAAAGGUUUUGUGGCCUAUGGCCGAAAUGCACGAAGGACGGAAAGGUCCGCUAAAAAAAAGAAAAGAAGAGGGCGGGGAGAGGGGAAGGUUUUCGAUGGCGCUGAUUUCAAAUAUCGUAUCCAUUUUUUCUGAAUUUUACAAUUUUGCUUAAGCAGUAGUGUUAAUAAGGAAUUAAAAAAAUUUUUUUUUGAGUAAUGGAUUUAGGGGUUUUCGGUGGUGCUGAUUUUGAAAAUCGUAUUCAUUUCUUCCGAAUUUUUGCCUACCUUCCUCAAUUCUUUAAAAGAAAUGUUUUAUUUGGUAAAAAAUUGGUCAACUUGUAUGAUAUUGUGAGAAAACUUAUGACGCUUUUUUCGUCUUUACAGCGAAAAUGACACUACUGCUUAAGCAAAAUUGUAAAAUUCAGAAAAAAUUAAUAUGAUUUUUGAAAUCAGCGCCAUCGAAAACCUCCCCCCUCCCCUCCUCCGCUUUCCUUUUUUUAGCGGACCUUUCCGUACUCAAUCAUCAAGUAAUUUUUUUGCUUCCUUAUAUAAUAUUUAGUUUUUUUAGACACUUUAAAUGACCCCAGCCGUGAACUUGCCAUUGCCAAGAGCAUCACAGCAAGCGCUCUGACCAAUGAGGCUGUAAAAUACAUUUUUAAGGUAAGAAAGUUGGCAAAAAAUUAGGAAAAUGUAAAUCUAUUUUCAUUUUUUUUCUUUUUUAUUCUAAAAAUAAAAAAAAGUUUAAUAUUUUUUUCAGAAUCUAAGCGUCUCAAAUUUGAUGGAAAUAAUGAAUGGAGAGUCUUUUGAACAUGAGUCGUUCACAAGCACUCUAAAUGCGAACGAACUUCUCAAUAUCCCCGGCGGAUUUACAACGCAUUGUCUGGACAAAGUGAAUGUGGAUACCAUUGUGAGGUGAGAUUUUUUUAUAUUUUUCGAAAAUUAAAACAAAACUUGAAAAAUAAUUUUUUUUACGAAGGACAAUCUGACAGGGGAAGUACUCCAAGUCCGACGCUCAGAUUUUCUUUAAAUUUUGCACACACAUCGGGUAUGCACUAAAUAUCAAUUCCUGAAAGUUUUAGCUCGCGCUUUGCGGGCGCCGCCGAGAUAUCGAACGAUUUUUGCCGCCGAGAGAGCACACUAAACGUGGAGAGCGGUCAGAGAGCAAAACGCUUUUUGGCCAUAACUUUGGCAGUUUCGUGCGGAAAAUUUUGAUUUUUUGUAGAAACAUUAUCCUUUACGGUAGAAAUAGGCAUGAAACGUUUCGUGCCGAAAUUCGGCAAAAAGUCAUAAAUUUUCGCCGACUUUCGAUCCAAAAUUCUCGGUUGUUUCGGCAAAGCGCGAGCUAGGAUUCCCGCAUAUGUCUUAGAAAAAAAUGUUCUAAAUUUGUGCCAAGUUUUAUCAAAAUCUGAGCGUCGCACUUGGAGUGCUUCCCCUGUGAGGCAAUUUUGUAAGUCCAAAACUUUUUUUCAAAUUAUUUUUUUUCCAAAAAAUUCACGAAAAAAAUCACUAAAACCCCUAAAAAAAUUCAGAUACACCCACUGGGGAAGCCGUGGCUGCCAUUCGCGCCAUCUGCGCCACCACGUUUGCAUUAUGGGAAUGGGCGACCUGCGCCCGAACAUGAUGACGCGCCCGCAGUUCACGGUGAACAAAAUGAUGCCGUCGGUGGAUUUCGGCGCCAUUGGCUGUUGGCAGGAGUUCAUGUACAAUAAAACGCAUCUCGAACGCAAUCCCUACAUCGACGAGGCCUUUUACGUUAACCUUCCGUACGUGGAAUGGAAUCGCCUCCGGGCCGAAGGGACCUUGGAAAGGGAGAAAUUUGAUUGCAAAGAACAUGAACGAGAACAUUUGAGUCGCUAUUAG